AUGACACUUGGAGUUCUGUUGAAUGGUGGUGAGCUUCUGGAUCCAGUGAGAAGCACUGGAUUCUCCUUGUGGAUACAAGAACAUAAAUUGAACACACUUUCUUCGUUCAUUGGUCCAUUCAAGUAUUUCAGCCCUGGUUUGGAAAAUACAGAGGAUGAGGACAAUCUGAUAACUGUACCGUCUCCUUGUGUUUUAACAGGCACCAGCAGUGCAGAGGUAAAGGAGAACCGCAAUGUUGGAAAUCUAUCUCUGGAGGAUCACACCCGAACAGCUAGUGACCGCCAGAUCUUCCGUUGUUCCGAUGUGGCUACGGGUGGAGCGCCUGGCCUGAAAAGGAAAAGACCCCUGGAGGAAGGGAAUAACGGGCACAUGCACCCUAAGGUGCAGCUGAAGUGUAAGAAACUCUCCUGGUCGGUGACACCAAAGAAUGCCUUAGUACAGCUGAAUGAGCUGAAGCCGGGGUUACAGUAUCAGAUGGUCUCCCAGACGGGACCCGUGCAUGCGCCCAUUUUUGCUAUUGCUGUCGAGGUGAAUGGUUUGCUCUUCGAAGGUACGGGACCCACCAAAAAGAAAGCAAAGAUGAGGGCCGCUGAGAUGGCCCUGCAGUCUUUCGUGCAGUUCCCUAACGCGUCGCAGGCUCACUUCACCCUGGGGAACUGCGUCAACCCCAGCGCGGAUUUCACAUCUGACCAGGCUGACUUCCCCAACACACUGUUUAAGGAGUUUGAGCCCUCGGCUCAGAGUGAUGGCUUGCCUUGCUGCAGCCCUGCUGAAAAUGAAUUGCUGUACAGCGGCUGCAGACAUGGGCGAUUACUCUGCCACACGUUGGAUUUAAUGGUCCAAGCCAAACAAAACAAGCACAAGGUUCCAUUCCCAGCAGCGAGCAGGAAGAAUCCAGUCGAGAUGUUAAAUGAGCUGCGUCCGGGCCUGAGGUACGUGUGCAUCUCGGAGACUGUCGAGAAGCAUGUCAAGAGCUUUGUGAUGGCAGUAAGGGUGGAUGGGAGAAUGUUUGAAGGCUCAGGACGCAGCAAGAAGCUGGCCAAACUCCAAGCUGCACAGGCUGCUCUUCAGACUCUCUUUAACAUCCAGCCUGUUCCCAGUGGAAAGCCUUGUCAAGCCCCUGGCAGGAAUAAAUAUCCUCAUUUACCACAGGUAUCAGCUGCUUGGGCUGAUCCACCAGAGAGAGGCCACGAUGUUGUCCUGGGAACUUGGGUCUACAUAAAGAAAAUCCAUAAAGAAAUAUUAGGAGCAAAGCAUUACCAACUGCUACUGAUCACUCCAGCGACAGUAAAAGUCCAAGGGAAGAAACUUGGAUCCACGGAUAAGAACUGUUUCAUUUAG
Molecule: messenger RNA, 1341 nt
Organism: Rhincodon typus (whale shark)
Lineage: Eukaryota; Metazoa; Chordata; Chondrichthyes; Orectolobiformes; Rhincodontidae
Product: double-stranded RNA-specific editase B2-like
Exons: 4
Coding region: 1-1341 (446 amino acids)
Biological process (GO): adenosine to inosine editing; RNA processing
Cellular component (GO): cytoplasm; nucleolus
Molecular function (GO): double-stranded RNA binding; tRNA-specific adenosine deaminase activity; double-stranded RNA adenosine deaminase activity
Source: RefSeq, a predicted model, not a curated record